CCCCACUGCGCAGCCGCGCGGAUUCAAAACAGUUUGUUGCUCACGUCGGCGAAGCCGCUUCCGUUUCCAACGCCACAUUCCGGCCACACCUGCCUGCGCGGAGCCCGGCUCGCCUCCCGCCCGCCCGGGACACACCCUCCCCACAGCGCCCGCCGGCGCCAUGUCCGCGGAGGAUUAUGUUUCUGUGAGAGUUGAGGAUGAUGUUGAAGCUGUGAUCAUUCAAAAUUCUGAAAUAGAAGAUGCAGAAAAUGGACUGUCCACACAAGGCUGCGUGUCAGUGGAACAAAAUGCUCAAGUAAACAGUGAUGAUCACUACAUGACUCAACUUGCAUAUGGAGGGGAAGGUUUGUCAGUACUGAGUGAGCCAGUGGUGUCACAGAUGAGCCAUUCUACAGGUGUGCAGAGAGACGGUCAGAACCCAGAAGAAAUGGAGUAUGUUUUUUUGCAUAAAAGACGACGACUUACCCCAUCUCUGGUGAGAAAUAACAUGAUAAGAUCCAGGGAAACAGAAUAUGAAGAUGGUGGAAGCGUUAUUUAUGAAUAUGAACCAGAUUAUGAAUGUGGAAGUGUUGUGUCUGAAGCGUCCUACACAGGAGAUCAGCAGAAAACCCUUAUGGAAGUCCUCAACUAUUGUCAGGCCAUGUAUGAUGCCAUUCAGAAGUUGGAUAAGAAAUUUGAUCUGCUUCAUCGAAAGGUUUCAGAAAUGCAGCACACCCGGAUGAAGCCAUUGCUCCUCAAACCUAGGCCCAUUGGAUUUACAUACAGAAGUUCCAAUCAUUUAUCCCAUGGAAAAAUUAGAGUACAGAAACCAAUGGAAAGAGAGUCAAGUCUUCAUAUCUCUCCCCCGGGACAAGCAGGGCAUAGCCCAUCAAUGAGGGUUAGGCUACAAAAGAGCCAUCUCCAGGCCAACUCUGCAAUAAAACCAGUUCAACAAACUCUUCAACUUGAAUCGCAACAACCUGUGCUUAGGCAAAGCCCACCCCUACCCACUAUAGUCUCCACUCACUCACUGCAUCCACCAUACACAGUGGCUAACAGGAUCCCUGACCUUCCUCCACAACCAAAUCUUGUAACCACAGUCAUGGAAAGCACCACCAAUGUUGCACCUUCAGCAGUGGGUUCCCCAAUGGUGUCGUCGGUGAUGCCAACUCCAUCUGAAACCAGUUUGGGGAGAAACACCAUGAUGAUGAAUUACAGGGCCUCACCGGGAAGUGCGAAUAUUAGUAAAGAACUGCCAUCUUCUUCUGUCUCUAUCAAUCCUAGUUUUGAAUAUGUUGGUGACCCAAAGAGAAAUGUAAAGGUUCUUGGAAACUAUUUGAUGAAAGCCCGACAAAAGACCAAACCGAAGUACGCAGCACGUUACCUAGUCCGUGUCUUGUUCCCCAAGGAAACAUUGCUGUGUAGCAUUAUGGGUGUCAGUGCACGGGGGCGCAGAACUUUGGAUCCUAAUAAGGUUGCUGCAGUUAGAGAAUUUCUUGCAGCUCAUUUCCCAAAUUAUGACCUGAGUGAAUAUGGAAGAGACUGGAAAACCUGCAUCACAAACGUCAAUGCCAUGAUCCGCUGCUUACGCUGUGAAACCAAAAUAAACCCAGAGACUACUGAAGGGAAGGAGAAACCUGCUGACACUCCAGACACAUCCAUUUGUGUGGAUUUAAACUAUAAUGGGGAAGAUAGUGAAGUCAAUUCUCAAUCCUCUCAGAAAAUGACCAGCUCAACAACAAACAGACUUCAGAAUACCACAUGGGAUAAAGUCCCUGAGAUGUUCCAUGCACCUUCAUCCAAUAAACUACAGUCUUUGGAACCAAUGGAACAUCUUGGGAGUCCAUGGCGCAACGUUCAGUUGCCCUUCUCAGUUAUUUAUGUAGCCAAGGGGAAGUCUCGGCCAGAGUUGUCAGCUCGCUAUCUGAUUCGCCAUCUCUUCACAGAAGAUGUAUUGGUGAAGAGCAAUGUGUAUGGUAAUCUGGAACGUGGCAUGUGUCCACUGGACUGCAACAGAAUCAAUGCUCUCAGAGACUUUCUUCAAGAGAACUACCCAUCCUUUGAUCUAAAGGAAACUGGAUAUGAUUGGAAAGCAUGUGUGGCUGCCAUAAACAGUACAAUCCGCAGUCUUAGACAUGACCAUAAGAAGGCUGCAAUUGGAGUCCGAAAGAAGGUCUUGGCCACACCACCAUCAAGUGAAAAGAGUCCUCCGCAAAGCCCUACUUCAGUAAAGCCGUAUGAAAGUGACACUAUCAACCUUACAGACUAAAAAGCUAUGUCUUACAACCAUCUGACAUCUAGCUGCAGUCAUGCUGUAGGUUGUUCAAAAUACUAUACAGAAGCCAAUCUUGUUGGGUUGUCCCCAGCACUAUAUAAUAUACUCCACAAGGCCAAAAUGGCGGAAGACCUGGGGUCCCUCCCUUCUUGAGCCACUGGCACUGAUGCCUUACUCCAUUCAUGCAGAGAUUUUGUUGUAGGAUAAGGGAAGAUGAGGGCAACUACAACAAAUACAAUUGCUGAUGCAGUAAACGAUGGUGUCCAUAUAUAGAAGAUAAGGGAAUAUAGCAAAAUCAAAGCACUAGGUUUAAUGCUGGAGGAAUCUGGGCUUGGAUUGCAUUAAUUCUCUAUACCCAUUCUGUCCUUGGCACUUCUGGGACCACCAACCAGGGUACUAAUUGUGAUGGUCGAUUUUGUGAUCUUUGUAAUAAAAAAGCAUCAUUGCAGUUACAUCUCUGUUAAGAACUGGACUGAUUAUCAAAAAGGGGGGUCAGUCUACAUUCUGAGUGGGGAUCUAGCAAGAAUGCAGUAAUAUGUCAUGUUCUAUUUCUAAAGCAAGAUGAGACUUCAAUGGUGAAUUUAACUUUGAAAUUUAAAACCAACAAUUUUCAUUGGGCAAAGAUAAUUUCCCACACAGUACUAUUCACUUUGGUGUACAUCUGUUUUUACCAAUUGUGUAGAUAACCUUCAAAAGCUGUUCCAAUUGUACGUUGCAGUGGCAACUAUUAAGGUCACUGAGUCUUCAAAGGUGAAUAAGUUGCUUGUGUCUCAUACAGGUUUGGAUUUUCUUUGUUUUGGGGCUAGUGCAUGUUCUCCCUUAGUAUUUGUUUGGUUAGUUUGGUCAGAGGAGGAGUUCAGAAUGUGAUAUAAUAUGGAUACAAUAUUUUGCACAUUUUUAUUGCUGGCUUGUGUUUAUGAGAGUUCUUUGAUGUAACAGUCACUUUGCACUUCCCUGGUAUAAUCACUGAAACUGCUGACUUUAAAUGCUCUUUUUGUUGUGAGUUUGAUUAGGUGCUUAAGCAUUAAUUUUAUUUAAAACUUGCUUAUAACUUCAUGUUAAAAUAAUUUUGGUCAUUUAAAUACAAGGUUAAGUAUGAUCAUAAUUACUAUUUUGUAUUCCCUUUCACACUGUAGGAUUUUCUAGAAAGACAUGAGACCAUCAGAUUAGAAGUGCUUACAGCACCAUCAAGCAAGGGCCUAAAUAAGUUCCAUGUUUAAAGGAUAAUCUUAAGCAUUUUCACAAUAAACAUGCAGUAUUGUGAGUUUCAUUUUUAUCUGAAAUACAGAUUUCAAAUGCUCAGCUUGACACUUCUUGGAUAGAUCUGGUCAAACAUUUUCCAUUAUUUUUUUUUUUAAACUGAAAAAUGACCUAAUUCCAAAAAUGAUUUUGUUGUUGUUGACAUUUUGCAAUUUGAAAACAUUAGCAAAAUGUUUGUCUCUUUUUUAAUCUGGGGUUUUGAUAACAUUAUAGAGAUACAAAUAGUUUGUUUAUUAAAAUAAUUACAUAUAAAUCUGGAAAUCCAUUUCUGAAAAGUGACUUGCUGAAAUAUCUUGACUACAUGCUGAAGCAACACCCGGCAUAUAUGCUGAAAAAAGAAAAGGGUAUUGGAUCAGGCCCUGGAAAAGUCAGUGAGAGUCUUUUAGCUGACAUCCAGUGGGCAUUGAAUCAGGCUUUCAGUCAGCUGUUUGGAGCAAGUGGUCAUUUUGAACAUUUUUGUAAUUAUUUGGGAUGUUUUCUCAUAAACCAUUUCUGGUAAGAAAAUCUAAGAGUUUUGCCACAGUAAAGACUUCAGAAUUGUGCUCACAAUGAGAAUGUAUUGGGCCAGUGCCGAAGGAAAGGUGUGGUUUUUUUUGUUAACGAGGCAUGAAAUUCUCUAAGCUCCUGUCUGUGGACACACAAGUUGCCAACUACAGAUGAAAAGGUAAGUACUAAAGAAAUAGUAUCCUUUUUUAUUCUAGUUAAUGAAUUCAGUGCAGUAGUAUAUUUAAUUGAAGCUUUGCGUGGACUACAAUGAAAUGGUGUGGUUUUAACACGUGGUAACUAACAGUCUGAAAAGUCUAGUGGAGCAGCCUCUUUUUCUUUUAAUGUAGUUGGUCCAAUAAAAGAUACUACCUCACCCACCUUGUCUCUCCAGUGCAAACAAGGCAGUGUAUUUGUCUAAUAUGUGCUAAGCUGGUUAAAAGUUAAAGCCUAGGCUCCAGGUGGUAUGCAUUGUCUAGACUAGAUGUCGGGUGUGUUGUGUUUUUUUUUAACACGUUAACAUAUGCUAACAUCCUACCUUUAAACCCUAGUCUAGACAAAGCCUACAAGGCAGUUGAUACCGGGAAGUUACAUCAGCAUAGCUACAUCAUUUAGGGAAAAAUCCACACCCCUGAGCAAUGGAGGUUAAGCCAAACAACCUCCCGGGAUAAACAGCACUAGGUUAAUGGAAGAAUUUUUCUGUUGACCUAGUUAUUAUCUCUUGGGGAGGUGGAUAGUGUCUUUACUGAGGCACUGCUGUAGCAUUUCAAGGUGAAGAAACCCUUAUUGUCUGCAGGAAUCCAGACUGUUACUUUAAUUUGUUUCCUCCUAAGGUUUGGGCCUGCAGGCUACUGGGGUUGGACAAAAUAAGUGCAGAGGAGAGGGCUAGCACUGAGUAGGCCUAACCCUAUGGCCUUUCAUCACACAAGUAGUCCAUUUUAAUAGUUCUUACUUUUCAGAGAGGACCUGCAUUUUAUGUGCAAUUCUCCAUAUGCAAAUGGGCAACCCCUAAGUUGCAUAGUGCUUCCUGUGAGAUGCUGACUACCCUCAACUCCUUUUGAAGUCAGUGGAAAUUGGAUUGGGAAUUACAAUUAUUUCAAGAUCUUCAUGCCACCUGCAAGGCUCUGUCUCCUAUCAUCUUGGUUAAGGGGGUAGAAGAGAAGAAAGCAGAGAAAAUGCAACGCCCUGAUGUCUGUGGCAUGAAAGUGCAGAAUAUAGAGACAAGUUAAAAUAAAAAGUCAAAGGCUGUGGCCAUUCCAGUUUCUGAGCUACCUCAGUCUUCCCUCUCCCUCAAGGGAUUUGAGCCCACACUCCUCACCUCCUCCCUGACUCUCCACUACUGGAUCCCUACUCCUAAGCCAUUCUGCUCAACAGAUCAACUUUGUAACCUGUCCCAGCUGCUGCAAUUCUCUGGCUUCCAAAAAACCUAACCUGUCUCCUAAAGAAUUCAAGGGUAAUAGGAUGACUCAAUUAUAUUUGUGUUGGGAUAUAGGAAUGUUUGUUUCCUUUGCUCUUCAUAGAACCCACUCUCUCAUGCAUACUGCAUUUCUCUUCUCUUGGCCCAUCUCUAACACCCUGUUGCUUUCAAGUGCUCCUCUGCUGAGCCUCCCAAAAACUAGCACGUACAAAUCAGCUCUAACUCAAGCCAUUCCUAUUGGGAUUUCGGUGAGACUUACUGCUCCAGGGCAUUUUAUUCCGCUUGCCUACACAGCAAUGCUUAAUAAUUUCUGAACACCCUUUGGUUUUAUAUGAUUUGACCUGCAGCUGGAAAGGGCAGCUGAGAAAUACUGUUGUUUAAACAAAUAUAGCUCAGUGAAUUGUACCUUACUAAUUUUGAUUGUCUGAAAUCUUCAGAUGUGUAUUGGAAAUGAAAGAAUCAUAACAGCAAAGGUGCUCUAGCAAACCUAGAGACCUUGGUUUUUAUAAACUCAAAGAAGAGCAUUUGUCUGAGAUCUAGAGGCCUUAGGAUAUGACAGUGAUUGUUUUCCAAAAAGUGUAUAAUUUCUUAGUUUCAAUAGGACUUUUAGCUGAAAAAAAUUCAAAGAAUGGGUUGUUCUCUACAUAAGAAAAUAAUGAGUAAAAUUUCUACAUAUGGACAUGACUGUAUAGGAAUUAAUUUUGCAUAGAAGCUUGUGUCCAUUGUGAAAGUGGCUGAAAAUAUAUUGCAGAGGGUUUUGUAGAAGGAAAUAACCACAGUGCUGAAAUAAGCAGUGUAAGAAAAUGCCCUUGAGGAGAUGAAAAGCUAUGAAAUGAAAAGAAAAAUGGAGUGGGGAAAAAAAGACUAAUACUAGCAUAGCCUUGAACGUACAGACUCCAUUUUAUAUCUGUACAUAAAGGCCAUCCCUUCCAAUAGAAAGAAAAAAUGGACUGAACCUUUUCUGCACUUAAAUGCACAAAGCUUUAACAGUUCAAAACAGAUGCCUUCCUUAUUCCAGUCUCUCUAUUGUAUCCCAUCUCCAAAGCCCACCUACUGAUAGGCUGCAGAAGUGUAUUCGUUGUCUGACUUGCUUUCCUUUCCCUUCCCAGAUCCAUGUGGCAUUUCCUGGGGAUCCUCUGUAAGACCAUGAAUUCUACUAUUCUCAUGCACUGUAAAAUAAAUACGAGAAUAUUAGGUCACGUAAAAAAAAUUGUCUUCUAAAGAAAGAACUUUAAAUAAUAUUUCUUUGCAAAGGAACCUGUGAAAUCCUUUAUAUGAGAGCAUAGGUCCUAGCUUGUAUGUACCAGUGAUGCCCAGUAAACUAUGUACACUUACAUUAGUUUAAUAUUCCCAAGUGUACUAAAUCUAAUCUACUUGAUUGUGAGGUACUACUUCUUCUUAAUAAUAAUUUGUAUGACAGUAAUGUCUAGUGGCUCAAACGGAAAACCGGGACCCCUUGUGCUAAAUGCUGUACAUGUACAUAAGAGACACAUCCAUGCCACAGUCUAAGUAGACAAGGUUGGAGGCAGGAAGAAUUAUCAUCAUCAUCCUGUUUACAGAUGGGGACUUGAGACAAACAGAUUGUGACUUGCCAUGGUCACGCAGGAAAUCUGUUAUAGAGGUGGGACCUGAACCCAAAACUCCUGAGUCCCAGUCCAGGUACCUAACCACAUGACUGACCUAGUAUCUUGGUUGUGUUGUUGAUCUUGUGACUGCCAUUGAGUAGUCACUAUAACAAAUACAAGCAAAAAACCCCUACAAUGUAAAACAAGUAUAUUUAUGCAUCCCUACUGUAUGAAACAAGUGUCUUCCUCCUUUCCUAAAUUAGCCAGAAGAGGGCGCUACAAUGAUAAGGCUGGUUUUUAGGCUAUUUAUUUUUUUGCGUGGAGUGCUACCGAGAGCUAGCUGCCUUGUCAAAGGUAUUAUCUUUAAUCCUCGCAAAGCCAGAGGGAGGUGAGGCCGCUGAGCCCCAUGCAGGAUAAGGCCCUAUAUACAUGAACCAUGUCCUGCAAACAAUAUGGAGAAUAAUAUUGCGUGUUAUGCUUCUUGAAACAAGAUUUUUCAGGUAUUUGAUGAUGAGAAAGAUGAAGUGAUGAAAACGUGAUAUCCAUUUGAAAAUGAGAUGAAGAAUUUCUAAUAACCUCCCCCCUGGGGAUUUGAAUUCACUGUCCUGGAAACAUAACCCAGAUACUUUAUCUAUUAGGCUACACAAUCUUGGUUUCAAUGCAGCAGACUAUACAGGUGUAAAAUUAACCACCGGAGGGCUCUCCUAUUGUUCCCUGACUGCAAUGCUAACAUAUGGGAAAAAAUAAUUGAAAAAGUCAAUAGUAUGGGACACUGAGUACAAGCAAAGCCUGUUCCCUCAUUCAUAGCAAGAUGUACCUGUAUGUACGAUCUCAUGUCAAUCAGACUUGCUUUUGGUUCUUGUAAAAAAUAAAAGGGGGGGAUGUGGGGAUGAGAAGAAUUUCCCUAUGUUUAGAUAUACCUAUCUUCACAAGAAGGGGAUCUCAUUGAGACAGUUUGCAAGUGUUGGGAGUGCAUAAUUGUGUGUGGAAAUGCCAAAAGAAUUGUUUUAUUGCUUGGCACGAGCAGGAGAAUAGCUUGGCUUGGUCCUGUGAAAACAGUAACAAUAGUCUGGUAGUGCGCUCUGUCUCUCUUGGUCCAGAUCACUAAUGUGAUCCCUUAAAACAUAAAUCUGGAUUUAACCAAUCCUAAAAGGUCAUUGCUUAUUGGCUACAAAAAAAUGUUUUAAAAACUGCUCCAAUACACAUCUGUCCAGUAAACUAGAGAGGCUCCAUCUGAGAUCUCCUUCUAGUCUAUCUGGUACUGUACUAAGCAUAAAUUUUAAAAUUUGCCUAGAUACACAUUUAUCCAAUAGACUGGAGUGAUUUCAGAUUGGUUAUUCAAGUGUUUUUUAAUUAAAAAAAAAUCCUAUCUAAUUAUAUGCAUUUGCCCAAGAGACAGGAACAGCUGCAAAGGAGCCAGUCUGAUUUCUCUGAUAAAUAGUCUGCAUUUUAUUUAUAUAAGUGCUCAUAAAACGUGCCAGACUGAAAGCCCUAGAGAAUCAAAUCCUCUAUUUAUGGACAGAACAGGUACAGAGCAGGCAGCCACACUUCUGGCUUCCCCACACUGCCCUUUCAAAUGCCUCAGAUCUGACAAGGGAGGCUCCACCUAGCCUAAGGCGAAAGGGGCAUCUCUCCCAGAAAUGGGGAGGAUUGCAGCUUGACAAUGGACUAUAUCUGGGAGCAAAGAGAGCAGAAAAAGAGGAAUAAGGGAGAAGAACCAGCAUAACUUGGAGGAGGGAAAGAGGGCAGACAAGAGAGGAUGGGGGUGACAAUAAAGAAUGAAUGAGAGGGAAGGAGAUGCUCCUCAAUUUGAGAGGCAAUGUGGUCUGUUACCUAGUGCACUAGACUGGGACUCAGGAGACCAGGCCUCUACUCAAAGCUCUGCCCCUGACCUCAUGUCUGUCUGAUUUUGGACAAAUUUUGGUGCCUCUGUUUCCCCUUCUACUCUUUUUCUAGUCUGUGGAAAAACAAAUCCCAUAUACUUUUCUUGUUUUCAUUGGCUUGCUUAGAAUUCCAGGUUACUAGUAGAAAAUUAUUAUAUUUUACCAUCUGUCAUUAUCUUUUUCAAAAGAACAAAAAAUAAAGGGACUGUAAAGUACAAACGACUGCCUAAUUACAGAUAUGAAAUUCAUUGCAUUAAGUGAAAAAAGAAGUAACAUUUGGGGCCAUACUGUCAGACAUCAUCUCUGCUUUACCUGCUUAUGCUGGCAAGCUUGUCCAUGCACUUACAACAUAUGUGCACAUAGCAUUUUAUCUGCAUGUGGCGAUGCAGUAGUUGGAUUAGUAGGCAUUUUAUUGGCACAUGCAAGUGUAUGUGGAUUUACAAACGGGCAUGUGCAAAACUGCAUGUAGAAAAUUAGAGGGCUUUUUAAAUUUAAUUUAGAUUUAGAGGUGGGAUUUUUAACAGUGCUCAGUGUUAACUAAACUCUGGUCCCAUUGUAGUCACCAUUACCUUCAGACAGUGGAAGUGGAAUUAGUCUAGUACUGAGUACUCUUGCCCAUAAAGAGUGACAAGUUCACCCUUAUAAAAUCAAGGUGAGAAGUCAAUGGAGGCAGGAUUUCCCUCAUGGUCCAUCUGUCACACCGUUAUGCUUGUGUUUCCUUUCUCCGUUUUGGUGCCAGUUUAGUAUGGAAUGUUUUCUUUAACUCUGAAUUGCUCAGAUUCCACUGAUACCACUGUGGGCAGGUGGUAGGUUCACUCAAAAUGUAAGAGGAACAUUGGUGUUAAAGCUGGUUUCAAAAUUUCACAUUUUUAAAUUUUUCAAUUGAGGGGGGAGGGGACAAAUUUUCCACAGAAAGGUCUCUGUUUUGCCAAUUAGUCAAUGUAAAGGAGGAGGAUCAGCAGGCAGUCCUAGGAGGAAGGCUGAACGUAACAGUUCAGUUCCAGCCUAGGAGCUGUGGCGAAACAUCAAGUCAAGAUCUAGUAACUACCAGUGCAGGGGGAAAAGGGAAUGUUGCAGCUGUGACAGAUAUGGCAAUUUCCUACAGUAUCCUGGACAAACCUCACUAGAUUAAGUUAAAUUGUAUUGAAUUAAGUUUAAGUAUUUUAGGAGUUUGUUUUGUAUUAAAAAUGCGAAGUUUUAUGUAUUAUUGUGGGGUUGUAUGUAACUUCUCUAGAGGAGAGACAUGGCCAGUGUAAGCCUUUGGAAAGGUUAUGAGCUUCAAAGGACAAUUUUAAACAAUGUGCCAGCCAGUUAAGUGGGGUUCCUAAGAAAUACCUGGGGAGAGGUGAAUACAAAUUACCACCUCCAGUUAUGCAAAGACCCAACCUUAGGAAGCAUUGCACUGAGGAGGGGACCUGUGUCUGGCCGGUUGCCUAUUUAUGUCUCUGAGAUCAAAGACCCCAACUGUAUAAAGGAGUGACUGUGGGCCAAGCCAUUUAUGAACUGGUAUCACAGAACAACCCCUGUAUAGGGUUUGAAGGACUGACCACCUCUCAGAGCCCUUGUUGGACUUGUAGGGGUGACUUCUGGUUAGCUGUGUUUAGGUCCUUUUAUUGUUUUAGUGUUUUCUCUGUAAUGCUUUCACCUUAAGAAUAAAUGUGCUUGUUUAGGAAAAGCUGUGUGGUAUCUUAUAACUCUGGGCAAUUAUGCUGUUUGUAGCCUCUGAGUAGAAAAGCAAAGCAGGUCUACUGAGUCAGUCUGUCUUGCUGGGGACUUCACAGAGUAGGCAGGGAACCGUGCAGCCUGGAAAACCCUCGGUCAGUCAGGAGAGAGACAGAGGGUCUCUGCCUAAGAGACAUGACAGGUGAAAAGCCCUUGCUGGACCAUGAGAGGGAAUUUUAUACAGGUGCCAUUGCCCUGAACGUGACAGCAGCAUUACGCCAUACAGAUCCCAAAUGGAGCUUUAAAGGAGCAGUGGAAAGGUCAAGGGCGAUACCCAGUGAAACAACUGGACAAUACCUACAGGCAGUUUACAUUAAUUGUUAAUGGUUUAUUUUAGAAACUGACUGGGUGCCAGCCUCACUGCUUCUGAGGAUGUAAAUGUUCAAGGCAAAUUAGUCAGUGUUUUUGUGCAUUUUGUUGGCUUGCAAGAAAAAUGCAGUGUGGAUUUUUUAAACUUAGAAGUUGAACUUGGUGCUCAUAAAAAUGAGGAUAGUAACAUUUGCUUCCCAAUGAAGCGUUGUACAAACCAGGCAGAAAAUCUGCAUAAUUCUCUGCGCAGCUUUGCCAAUGCACCUCGAUGCUGGCUUGCAAACGUCUUUGUUAGUUCAGCCUCAGGUCUCUGAAAUGGAGAUUUAAAAUCAUGCCAAAUUGUGUAGCACUUUCCCAUUCAACCCAUCUCCCCAGUAUGUAAAUGGUACAUCUGUUACUAAACCCGGCCAUGGCCGCAUUCUGAAGGAGUUCUGAUUUGAUGCAACUUUAGUUCAAAUAUCCAAGAGUGCUUUGGUACCUAACACCUGUCUCUCCAGUGUCACCUGCUGGCUGAAGAGUGGCUGUAGGGCUAGCACGUGGCCUGCAGCAAUCCAACACUAGACAUAGCAUGAAAGGCUGAGGGGAAUGGCAACAGUCCAGAAGCCCAGCCCCUAGGACAGAAGAACAGCUGGCAAAGAUCCCUCCAGUUGAGUCCACUUUGCCCUAGGAGCACAUUCACUGCCGAAAAAAAAAAGUAGAGCCUCUCUGGCCAUUUUGAGAGGGAAUGAUGCAGAUGGUGAAGAUUAGCUAUUCAGGACUGGAUUGAAGAGCAGCAUCAACAUCAGAGGAGCCUGAAGAGCCUCCAGCCUCAAGAGCACUGUUAAUGUAAUUGCCAAAGAGCAACUGCUAGCCUGCACUGUUCAUUCAGUCUGCUGAGGAGCUAAAUGGAUUUUUCUCAUGUCAGCAUGAGGUGUUCAGGAGUGCGGCCUCUGCCCUGCUCUCACAGAAGAGGUGGUGGCACCAAGCAGGGGUUGUAAAUGUAAUAAUGUGAGCCAGAAGCCAAUGUGCUGGAGACACGUCUUCUGCAUUGCUGUGAUACCAACCUGUUCACUGGGGCCAGAGUUUUCAGAACGGCUCAGCACCCACUAACGGGGCCAGAUUUUGCAGGCAUUCAGCUCCCAUUUAAGGACCACCUCAGUAAGGACCUGUUCCAAUGCCCACUGACAUCAAUAGGAGUCUUUCCAUAGCCUUCAACUACCUUCAGGGGCCAGUCUUUCUAAAAGGCUCAGCAGCACCUGACAUGAUGAGCCCCUAUGAUAAUCUGACUAUAAGCGUCACAAGGGAGCUCCUGGGUGCUGAACACUUGGGAAAAUCAGCCCAUAUUUAGAUGCCCGUGUGAGAGUUGAGCUCUUUUGAAAAUAUUGUCUCAGUUAUGGGUGUUGGGCAGUUGAAAAUCCGGUCCUGAGUUCUUUUGACAAUGUAGCCCUACAUGCUACCUGAUUAAAUCCGCUUUGAUGUCAUUGAACAAGAUGGAAAGUAUGCAGCGAACUUUUAUGGUCAGAGACAGAGUUUCCCUAAAGCCCCUUCAUAAAAUCCACACUUACAGGCAUAGUUGAGUCACCAAAAUAAACUAAGCACUAGCAAACUAAGGGUAUAUGUGAUAGCAAGGCCACCUCCCAUUAGACUGGAAGGAGUUAAGAUGGCCAGGCAGGCCAGCUAACUCCACAGCUGCACCUGGAGGGGGAACCAGUGAGCAGAGAAUUGAUUGAAAGCAGGUUCAGCUGGGCAGGAGCAAGUGGGGCCUAUAGAGCCAUGAAGCUGGCAACUGACAGGCUACUGCAGCCACUCCCUGGGAAGAGGGAGAAGGGUUUGGAGCUGGUACACCUAGAGAAAGGAGGGGAACCAGGAGAUGUAGGAAGGAGCAAUAAGGGCUGCGGGAAAGCAGGUCAGAGUUCCUGGACUGGAACCCAGAGUGAGCCCAUGUUCCCCUUCUGGCCACUGGGCAGUGUCAGAGAAGACUGCCUGAGAUGGUUUGCAUGGAAGGAUUUUGGGUAAUCCCUGGAAGGGGAAACCACAAAAUGACCCCAUUGGAGGGCCAAGUCACAAAGAGGAGGCUGCAGUUUCUGGGGCAAGACAGGAUGGAUGAAGACACUGCCAGAAGAGGGUGCAAUGCCUGGCAGAGCUAAUCCCCAGGACAGCCAGGAGGAGGUACCACCUGCGGGGAGUGGACCCUCUGUCACAGUAUAGAUGUACUGAGCUGGAAGGUGUAAAUUCCAGCUCAAGGAGACUUACCCACGAUGCUAGUGCUGAUCAAGCUAGCGCACUACGAACAGAGAUUAUAAUCCAGUCCCAAGUCUAUAGGUACAUACUCGGGGCGCUUGCCUCUAAUGCUGCUCGCAUUGCCGCAGCUACGUGUCUGUUUUAGAGAGCUAGCUCAAUCCAUGCUAGUGUCAGGGGUACAUCUCCUCAAACUGGAGUUUACACCUUCCUGCUCGGACAGACCUACUCUAGUAGGGGUUAAUAUCUACAAAUGCUACCCACAUCGUGCAUCCAAUGACUUAGGGAAGAUGAGCCAAAAUAAGUCAAGUACCAGGGUACUUGACUUAUUUUGAACAGUGUCCAAAACUUUUAGCAGUUCAAUAGAACACACAAAUAUACAUCUCUUCAAAAUCGGACAGUUCCUUAAAGAAAUGUUGAGAGCAGAAAAUGAAAGUGAUAUUUCAAAUUGGAAUUCUUUGUGCUGAGCAAAUAAGUAGUGCAAGUGUAGGUCAUUCUCCUCUGUCUCUAUUUGUUCCAUCCCUCAUGACUUAAAAUUGAGGCCAAAUUCUUUCCUCAACAAUACCCAAGAAGUCAGUAGGUUGUACUAUGUAACUUGGGCAAGAAUUUGGCUCCUGGUCUCUAAGCUUGUUUUCCUGUUUCCAGAAUAUGUUUUAUUAUGUCCUUUCCCCAUCUGCACCUGUCUAACUCAGCUUGUAUUUCCAGAUCUGCUUCCUACAGUUCAACCUUUUAUGAUGCUAUCGCUGCUGCUUCAUUGAUACAAUGCCGAUCACUAACACAAAACACCCCUGUUUUCAGCUCCAGAAAAAACAUUACCAGAUGGUGGCUUUUCGAAAUGAAAAGACAAGAGUCUGAUUAAUUGUAAAAGCAUCUGCAGUGACAGCAUCUUUCUGUAACCCAACCAGAUUAACAACUGGAUUGACUGAGGCACAAAGAAGUUACAGGACUGGCUCAAGGCCACAGAGUGCAUCGGUGGCCCAGCUGUUUUCAGAAACCAAAACUUUCCUGUCUCUCAACACUCUUCUUUAAUCAGAGACGACUGGUAACUGCUGAUAGGGGGAAGAGUAUAAUUUAAAGGUUCUGUUCAUAUGCAGCGGGGUUCAGGGCAGGAGUUUUGAUUUCUAGAGCUACUUUUGAUGUCAUGUUUUAUGAUACUAUGUAAUAGCAGAUGGAGAUGAUUCUAAAAGAGAGCUACACAUGAAGAAGCUCUGGAUUGCACUGGUGUGUUAUAGCAAUUUGAAGAACAAAGAUGUUUACAAACCGA
Messenger RNA from Chelonia mydas (Green sea turtle), 14374 nucleotides. RefSeq names its product BEN domain containing 2 (gene BEND2). Gene Ontology annotation, molecular function: DNA binding. NCBI's taxonomy places the organism in Eukaryota, Metazoa, Chordata, Testudines, Cheloniidae. The transcript has 18 exons. The record is from RefSeq and is a predicted model, not a curated record. The coding region runs from base 161 to 2248 and encodes 695 amino acids.